Messenger RNA from Xyrichtys novacula (pearly razorfish), 18567 nucleotides. NCBI's taxonomy places the organism in Eukaryota, Metazoa, Chordata, Actinopteri, Labriformes, Labridae. The record is from the annotation of a GenBank genome assembly.
GACGGUGACUUUUAUUCUGAAACUGUUCACCGGAAGUCUCUCUAUGUGAUUUCCUCGCUCUUCACAGUCAGAGCGGUUAAAGCUGAGCUGUCCGUCAGACCCUCAGAUUGUUCCUGUCGACGACUUUACCAGAGUGUGGAGUCUAAAGAGGGGAUCUGUACACACCGAGCAGAGGAGAAACUCCUUAAAAGUGUUCGUCAGAUUUCAGAGUGGUCGGGUUUUCACUUUUAAACGUCGAAUAAAAGUUUCAUCUGUGUGAAAUCGACGCCAUGGACCCCGCCAGCCAAGGUAACUGUUAGCCUAGCAGGCUAGUUAGCUCGGGUUUAGCUAAGCUCGACGCUAAAGCUGCUCAGACCGCCUACAGUUGUUAUACCGUAUUAUUUUGACUAGAUAAUGUUAAUUCACUCUGUUAGUCACCUUAUUAGCUCCAUUUUGAAUAGUUUCGAGUUAACAAUUAGUAGUAAUUGUUGAGUUUAGCGGACAGGACGGGCCCGCUGCUAAAUGUCAGAAAGAGGAGGAUCGUGUUUCUAAUGUCAUUAAAUUGUCAUUAAAGCAGAGAUUAUUAUAGAUUUAGUUUAAUCAAAAACCUCUGGAAUUAAUUCAGUUCAAUAAAGGACAUAUUUAAGUGAAACCUCCUAUAAAGAGCAUCACUUUGUUAGAACUAAAGGUCUGAUGUGAGCUGAAACAGUUUGUUUUGGUCGCUGCCUUCACCUGUUUUCACCUGAAUAUUUAAGUCUGUUUAAUGUGAUCAGUUUAGGAUGACUCAGAUCUGCUGACUAACUCUGUACUGUUGACAGCCUUGAUGCCAGCUUGUUGUUGUUUAUCAUCCUCUCCAGUGACAGGUCUGCAGACUCUCAUCGAUCAUAUCUGAGAGUUAACAGAAGGAGACACUGACAAACAGACACCAGAGCUUCUGUUUAUCUUUAGACAACAAUACUGUGACCUCAUUUUAAAUUUCUAUUCGUAUUCUUACUUGAAAACAAUAAUAGGCAUUUCAUUCAGAUGGUAAAUCAGAGAGUAAACCUGCAAGAAGUGAGUUAAAUCAACUUAUUACGUCCAGUGAUCAAAGUUCUCCAAGAACUGUCUCUCACUGUUGUUGUGUCUGGAUCCUCCUGGUCAAAUAUUCUUCCAAGUAGGGCUGGGCGAUAAGGGAAAAAGUUCAUCACUAUAUAUUUUUUAUAUCAGUUGAUAUCGAGUUAUAUCACGAUAUAAAAAUAAAAUCUAACAGUGUUUAUUGGUCUCAUGUCUUUUCCAACACAAUAAUCUCCUGCAUCUGUGAGGUCUUUGUGUCUCUUUGACGUUUUGUCGUAAGGCGUUGCUCUAGAGAAAGCCGACUGAAUGGUUGGCUGUUUUGGCUGCACAGGUGCUACGGGCUCCUCGCUCCUCUCGGGGUUUGUAACCACCUGAAGCAGUCGUUUUGGUGCCAGUGUUGUCGUUGACGAUGUGGUCAUCUGUUGAGCCUUCAUGGUCAUUUCUGUCGGGGGUAGCACUCAUUUUCUUCGCUGUCGGCUUCACCUGUUAAAGUGCUAUGGAUGUGUGAAGCUGCUGUCUGCUACGACGCAGUUGUUUGAGACUUGGUUCUAAUCCAGCACAUGAUUGGUUCAGACCCGGAAGAAACUCCCCUUUUCACUGGCUAUUGGUAUAGUCGACCAAAACAUGUCAGGAUGCCGACAAUCAAAAAGGAAAUUGGCCAUAUUUUAUAUCAGGGGUGGGACAGAGGGCCACGUGAGAAACCUAAACUGUGUUGGAGGGCCAAACCAACAAUAACUUCAACUUCAAAUCAGGGGGGUUCACACAUGCAGAAAAGCGAACCCAAACAAUCAACUACGAGUUAAAAACAAGACCAAAUUUUUGCAGAUGUUUAAACUUGUCUCUGUUCACAAACACAGAUCUAGGAUGAGUUAAGUUAGUAAUGCGUGUUCAUUUAAAAGUCUCUAAGCCUCUAAAACUACUUCUUUAUAAUGAUAUCCAAAUAGUGUUUAAGUUUUACAAUAAGAGUUAGAACCUCAAACAUGGGGUUGAGAUAAGACCACAGGAGCUCAGGUGGAAAAUCAUCACCCUUCUCUGCUGCAGUCGUCAGUCAAUGAACUUCUGUUUGCUCCACCGUAGAUCUUAUGGUCUUACGGAUCAGAUCAGUUGACUUCAGAGCAGAAUUCGGAGUAUCAUGAUUCAGUUUUUUUCUUAUUGCAUGUCAGUCAGUAUGGAGUCCUGAUCUGUUAAUUGUAUUUGCCUCGAUAACAGGGAUUCACUCUGAUGAUCUUCACUGUUUACAGAAUUAACUGAAGCAAACUGAGUGUCUUAAACUCACUCCACACGGAGGAAUCAAUCCAGAGAUGACGCUGCACAAAUGUCUGAGCUCCAUGUUUCUGUCUUAUAACGAACAGACGUUAGAUCAUAUAAUACAGACACAAAAACCUACAGUCUCCACCAGGAAGGAGUCUGAAGAGAUGGAUCAAAUCCCAGCCUCCGUCUUUGUCAUCUUUUCGGCCUUUUGCGCUCUCUCAGGGAUAUUUGUCCUUCUUUUAAAGUCCAGAGUCUGUCGCUUUGGUGCAGCAGGGAUCAAACACAGCUGUCCUGCUCUCACCUUCCAAAACAAUCAUAUUUCACACUGUUGACAUCGUAGCCAUCUAAGGUUUUCUAACGCUCAGUUACUCACGUGGACGUGUUGUUCCUCUAGGUUUACUGUGUGGCCCUGACAGAUGUGUCGUGUUGAAUCAGGUCCCUCAUGACUCAGGACGAGCUCUUUAAGGACUUGUUAAGGGUUCCCUACAUUUGUCCGACUCUUCAAGUCAAACAAACGGCGGUGAAGUAGGACACGUCUGUCUGAAUCAAAUCCUGCUGCUUCUGUUUCCUGAUUUCUGCUCAAUCUGAGGACAUUUCGAACACCUGACUUUACUGUCAGUAUAAAAACUGUUCUUUAAGGAGUUAGACUUAUUAGAUGUGAUAAUAGUGUUUUCUUAUGAAAUGUCGGUUAAACAAAGUCAAGACAAAAGCAGUGUGUGAUCUGAAAACACCGACAAUAGAGAAGGGAAACCAGAAUCUGUACAUGUGUGUGUGUGUCAGCAGGAAUCGGACCAGGAUGCACUGCAGCAGCUGCAGGGUUUGAAGGCGUAGGUGUGGCCGGACUCGUGAACAUGCCUCAGUGUUUACCGACCAGUUCGACUACUACUGGUUAGGAAAAAAAGAUUUUGAUCGAAAGCAACAAAAUGAUGGGAUACCGCCGCAAGAACUCAACAGACGACAUAAAAAUCAUAACAAACAGAUAAAACCCAGGACCCCGAACUCUUCUUUAGUCCCCUCCCUGUUCUGGUUUGAGUCUCGCUGUCUCGUAUUGACCUCGCUGAUGUUAUUUCUGUGAGCCGCUCUGAAUCACUCUCGACUGAGUCAAUACACCUCCAGGGUGGAGUCGUCUUAUCUGCGGCCGGCCUGUAUGCGGAUGUUGUUGCUGCUGCUCUUGAUCUCGGUGCUUUUUUCAUGUGUGUGGGAGUGAAAGUGGAGCCGUCUGAUGUCGUUUUUCCCUUUGACACCUGAAUUAGUGAUUAUUUAGUCAUUCUGUCUUCCUGUUUGUGCAAAAUUCCCCUGUUCAGGAAAACAACAGGACAGGACCUGCAGAUAAUGCUCGUCUGGCUGUUUUGAAAACUUGUUUGUCUGUAAACCAGCUGUUGCAUGCAGGUCUUAUUCUUGGCAUCAAUCACCUGAAGCUUUCGAGUGUGGCGCAAACCUCCGCUGCAGAAGUAGGCGUGUUUGUAAGCAGUGUAAGGUAGAAGUUAAGCUUUCCAAAUAAACUCACCCUCUGAAGAAUCUGAUCUGUUUGAGUGUCGGCCUGUUGCAGCAAAAAUCCUAUUCUUACCCGCAGUUUCAGGCUCCAGCUCUUCUUUUUUUUCUCUCCUCCGUCUGUGCCAAGCUCCUUAAGCUGCCAAAUAUCUGCUUGUGUCCUCAGGUGGCUGAUACAAGAUGUUCUCAGAGGGUUUGAAUGCUGACAGAGGCUCAUUUCAGCGUCCAACGUGGUAUUUUAGUGUCUUCAGCCAGAACUGAAACAAUAUGCUCAUCCCCAGAUCUGAUACCGUCGUGCUGCUUUGGUUCUAGUUUUAUUUCUGAAGGGACAAUUUAAGUUUGAUGAUGAUAUUGUUUUUUAAAUGAUCCGUUUUUAAUCAGUGGAUUUCAUCAGCUGAUCAUGAUUGAUCCCUUUUUCAUUUAAACUCGAUUGUUUUGCAUCUUAAAGGUGGUGUAGUCAGGAUCUGAGGAAGUUCCAGUUUUUAGGAGAAAACACAAACAGGCGCGGUCACUUCACGGACGCAUUCAUUGUUGUAAUGUGAACGACCGCACAAAAAGAUCAUAUUUAACGAAAAAAUCCGAAUUGUGGAUCAUAACCUGCAGCCUUAGUUUCAUCCCCAGGUCUGAGGUGUUUCCUGAUCGUCUGCACCGGUCUGCUUUAUCUGCUCUGUGGUGUCAGAGUCCGGGUUUAGUCCAGUUCUGAGAGAGAUUGUGAUGCUUUAAUUCAACAACACUUCUCUUUUCUCUUCUUUAAACGAUUUCUGGAUCAUUUAAAGUUUGUGUAGGUAGAGUUAAAGUCUGUUUUUUCCUGUAUUUUCAUAUUUCUUCCUGUCUUCAUCUUGUCCAUGCUCCUGUUUACUUCAGAGAAGCUUUAAAAUCACAGUCUGAGUGUUUUGCUCCACUAAUUACCACUCUCUCUCUCUCCUCCUGCUGGAAACACGAGCCUCCUCCUGGCUCCGGUUCGUGUGUCAGGGUGAAACGGAUACGGAGGGAGGGCCGGUCUGAGGGAACCACUCUGAGCUUUUAGCGAUGUUUACUCUCCUCUGACCUCGUCCAUUAACGUCUUUUCUUUCUGCUUCAGAUAUCAACCUGAACUCUCCUAACAAGGGCCUCGGUGUGGAUCAGUCCGACAGCCUGUCCGACGUGCCUGUGGAGGGAGCGGUGGGGAACUCGGCCAACCCUCUCCCGCCGGGUCUGACAGAGGAAGAGGCUGAAGAGCUCCGCAUCGAGCUCUCGAAGGUGAGACCCAGAACCACCAGAGUGAAGCGAAUCACUGACUCAGAAAUCAGAGCUCCUUUAAGCUUUAGUUCUCCAUGUUUGACGUAACAGGUUUCUCUGCAGCCUGAGGCGACUCUGUUUGGUCAAAUAACGAGAAGAGAGCUGUGAUUUAGUGUUUACACAGAACUGAACUAAAUCAGAUUUUCAGAGAGCCACUGAUCAGCUCCUCAAAUGUCAGAAAACCAGAAAUAAUCCCGCCUGAAGACGUCAAAUUUUAGAUUCUAGUUUGUUUUAUCUGCAGGUUAAAGUGAAAUAAUUGACGGCGAAUUGUCGUAACUCUAUCAGACUCCAAAAGAACAAUUUCAGAUAAUCUAAAACUUGUGUUGUGUCUUGUGCGUUGGAUCUUUGUUAACGCGUCUGUUGUGAUCCAGGUGGAGGAGGAGAUCAACACCCUACGUCAGGUGCUUUCAGCCAAAGAGAGACACGCCACAGAGCUGAAGAGGAAACUCGGCCUCAGCCCGCUCAACGAACUCAAGCAGAACCUCACCAAGAGCUGGCAAGACGUACAGACCUCCAACGCGUACGUAUUGAUCUGACCGCAAAUUUUAUUGAUCUGUAAAGUCAAACUCCACCGUCUUUGGCCAAAUCAGCAGAGUUCACACAAAGUCUUAAGAGUUCAGAUGUUGAAUUUCAAAAAUCCUUAAGAUGUCGUUUUUUUUUUUUUUUGUCGGAUGUUUCAUCUAAUGAGUUGCAGAACAUGAAUAAUUAAAGAUGAGGGAGGAGUGGGCGUUCGCCUGAUGGAAACCCAGUAUCCUGUAAUGGGUUUGAAAACGCUGAAAACAAUAAAGAGUGAACCGUAAAAGUGGGUCGUGGUUAGGUCACGUCGGGACUCCAUCCUCCUCUGCUUUCUCUGCUCAGCUCUCCUCCUCAGCAGCUUUUCUGAAACAUUUUCAAACCUAACCUCGUCUCUUAUUUUGGCGCUUUAUCAGCUGGAAAAUACUGAAUUUAGAUCCUCAGUUAAGAGAGUGGAGCUUAGACCGGGCUUUAACCUCCGUGUUUCCUCCCUGUCCUGUUUUCUGACCCACGUUGACAUCUUCACCCUCCAUGUAGCUUCAAACUCCACCUCGUUUUUUUACAUCAUUGGAGUCAGAUUUUGCUUAUUUGAUGGUUUUGCUGUGGUAUUUAGACUCCAUUAUAAAGAUGAUAUAACAUCGAGAGUGUGCAGGGGGAGCUGAGAUGACGUGACGCGGUCCCUCGUGCAGAUUCAGAAACAAUGGUUUCUCGCUCCUCUUUGUUAUAUGAUCGGACGUUUUUAAAGAACUAUUGUUUCACUUUUUGGGAAGAAUAAUGAAGAAGCGUCCGAGCAGGAACGCCUCGUGGAGGAACAAAGGUAGGCGGUUUAUCUCAGCAGACGUUAAUCUUUUCUUCUACGAGAACCUUUGAAAGCACCUUUCCUCUUUUCCCCUCUCUGAGUCGGGACACUGUGAAGAUGAAUCAGCACUUCCCGAAGACAUUGUCUGAUAGUAACAGCAUUAUCAGAAAGAGCCAGUCACAGCAUGACUCACCCUGUGGUCACACAGUAACGUCUGUGGAGCAUUUACCGAAGACGGAGGCGGUUCACCUGAACGCAGACGGAGGAGAGAGAGAGAGUGCUGCGUCGUCAGAUAUUAUUCUGAUGUUUUUAAAGGAGCUGUAGUAAAGUUGUCAGACAGUUUAAAAACGAAUGUUAAAGUGGGACUUCUGCAGAAAUGUUACGUACUGAGUUCUGCUAAAGUAGCACAGAGUCUUUCUGUGAACCUCUGCAGCUUUAACACCCUGGUGUCUCUGUCUCUAGCUAUGUGAGAACCUCUGAGAAACUGGGCGCCUGGAACGAGAAAGUGACGGGUUCAGAUCUGUGAGUCUGUUUGCUGCUCGUUCAGCAGAGAUGAUGAUGAUGUCUGAGUUUCUGCCGUGUUUGCUCUCUCACGCUCCGGUUCUCACUCACUGUCGACGCUCCUCGCCUCUCACCUUCUAACCAUGUUUGAGAACGCCGGCGUUGCUGUUUAACUUUGCGUGUGCUUGGAGAACGAACCCCCAUCUCUGCAGGGACGUCUGCUCAACGUUUGGAAAUGUGUAGAGCUCGUAGUUUACUGUGCUGCACGCUUGAUUGUUGAGAUGAGAUGCUGUAACGUGUGUUUUUAAAUCAUCAUGUUCAGACGUUCAGAGCAGGAUGUGUGAAAAUAUUGGAUUUCUGCAGGUCUUUGUCUUUCAUGGAAGUAUCAUCAGCCGGUUUUGACUUCCUCUCCCUGAGGUCAGGUGUCGUCUCUUCCUCCGUCCAGAACUGAUGACACACGCCCUUCCUACUUCCUCCUCAGAUCAUCAUUUCUUCUUUAUUUUAAACCUCCUCACAUGUUUCCUCUCCGCUUUUUAAAACCAUUGACCGCUCUGAAACACUGACGCUGUUGUUGCUGCGUUUUCACUUCUCUCACAGAUUAGAUAGUCGGGAGGAUCCCUCAAAUACAAAACAAGAAGUCAAGAGGAUGUAGAAAUAUGAUCAGAUAGAAGUUUCUCUCAUAUUUGAUGGUGAUGAGUGAUCUCAGUGAUGCUGCAGAACCUUCUCUCUCCGUUUCUCAGUGUCGGAGCGCCGCAGCCAUAUUUCCUGUAACUGACCUGAAUGUUUUCUUGUUUUUUUGUUCUACCACGGUUCAUAUUUACCGUGUCCUUCUCCUGUCAGACUCACUGCAGACAUGCCGAAGAUAAAUUCAGGUUCUGCAGUUUAAAGUUUAGUAGUAUUAAUGCAUACCUGUCUGACAGCGACAAAGGAAACACAAUUUUUCCUCAUCCUUGUCCAGCUGUCAGAGUUAAAUAUUUCUCUGAUUAUUUCGUAAUGUUGUUGGAAGAAUCCAGACUCUGCAGUCGGCGAGAAAACCACCGAGUUUCGCCCGUCUCCGCCGUCCUGCUGCUGGAAUUUUCCAUGUCGGCUCCUGAAGUGAACAGGAUUGGCGAGCUCGGUUUGCUGACACAGUUCUUGACUUUUACACACACCUUCGCAAACAGGCAGGUGCUCCGGUUUGAUCUGUUUGUUCUACUUUGAGGAGCAGAAACAUAGAUGUUCGUUUCUUAUCCGGCUGGGAUAAAUGUGGAUAGUUUGAGUUUUUGCUUAGAGAGGCAGGAACACGAGCAGACAGGCGUGUUAUUCUUGGUUUGGGCCUACAUACCCACACACACACACACACACACACACACACACACACACACACACACACACACACACAAUGCCAGCUACAGUACAGGAAAAGGGGCCUGUUGUGUGUGUGACAGAUAUGCAUGUGCCCUGGUCGUGCCUGGCGACCAGACGGACAGCUCAGACCCGCUGCUGCAGAAACAAAGUGAGAGGAAAGAGAGGAAUGUGAGAGAGAGAGAGAUGGAGGGGAGGGGGUUGGGGGGGUGUUUUGCUAAGUCACAUGACCAGAAAGAGAGGCGGAGAGGGUGCGAGGUGCACACAGAGCAAUCCAAGCACACAAAGAAGUAAAUGGGUUAUGAAUUAUGAAAACAGCGGAGGCUCAGAGAGUCGAGGCUUGUUGCCAUGAAAACCAGAGUCAGUAAAAAUCUGAAGGAGCCGUCGUCGUCGUCGUUCCCUCCGUCUGAUGACAAACAUUCAGGUAGAGAGAAAACUCGACAUGUGAGGUGGACAGAAGCUCUGAUUCUGUGUGAGUCUGCUUCAAGCGACGGACAGUAAAGUGGUGAACGGACAGACAGACGGACAGACAGGACUGUGUAUGAAGUCAGCGUGCUGCACAGUCAGCAGCAUUGUGCCGACGCUGAAAAGAGCGUACAGGCCGGCCUUGUUUGGAGCAGAGAUUUCUCCUCUUACUGUAACUCUGUAGGGAAGUCACGAUGUUUGAACCUCGACGACACACUGGACCAAAUCACAAAAUACGAACAGACUUUUUAAAGUCCUGGUCGACGAUCUGAGAAGCAGUCUCACACAAACCUGUCCCCAGAGCAAGAAGCCGACCGGCAGAAGAUCCUACGCUAACUUCAAAUAGGAUUCACCAUGUCGGAUUGUUAGUGACUAGCGGCAGUAAACGCCAGCUCUGCUAGCGAGCGCCGUCUGCAGCUGCCUGGACAACUAAUGUGUUGACAUGUCAGAGACUAAUCAGAGUUAUUUAUGUAACAUGAGCCACGAUAAAAGGAGAUAAAAAUGACCUGAGGGCGGAGCUUUCUGCACCGCUCCAAGGAUGACCUGAUGUUUAUUCACGUUAGAUUCCUCGCUUGGUCACAUUUCGACUCCGCCUUUUCUUCUGUCAGCUUGCGUUUCCCACUUUUGGCGGUGGGGCGAGCAGAAGUGUUUUCUUCUCCAUCACAGCUCCUGUAGCUAAGCCGCUACGCUCCGAGGAGGGCCGGGAGAGUGGGAGGGGAUGAGUCGGAACUACGGGAGAGGGGUGAUUGACCAAUGGGAGCUGUCCGGGACGGAUGGCUCCCAUUGGUCAAUGUUUUUGCAGCCCUACAGCUGAUAGGGUGAACGGAUCUUUUCCGUUCUUUUUUCUCUUCACUUUGUGGAGAUCGCUCUAUUGGACCAUGAUCGCCAUAGAAACGAGGUUCAUAAUAAUUACCAAUCUCUCCAAUCGUCGACCAUGACUUUAACAGAAUUGAGAAUCAUCAGGUGUGUUUGUCCUGAAGAGGAGACGACCUGCAGAUCACUCAGUUCUGGUUUUGGAUCCUGAUCUGAAAACAAGCAGAGCACUUAGAGCUGACAUCAGCGAGACACCGUCUUACAUCAAUGUUUGCUUCAGUAUUUCAAUAACAGUCAGGUGGUUUGUGUUACGCUCAGUAAACCUUCUUCAAACAUUCAGGAACGAUAGAGACAAAUAAAGAUCUUCUCAUCUUGAGCUUGUUGUGCAUCUUUCUCUGUGUGUGUCUACUUUUGCAUCUGGGUGUUUAAGCUUGCAAAAUAACAAGUAACUCCUUUUGGCGAAGCAUCCACUCUGGAUGAAAAAUCUGCACCAUGUGAUCUUCCUCUGCAGAAAUGUCAGUUAUAAAGCUGUUAUCAGGGAUUUUGGCGGCAUUAUUCCAAUCAUUAACUCACUUUUUCCUCUUGUUGACACUUUUUUUUCCUCGUGUUCAAAAGCUGAAGGCCUUUCAUGUCGGAGUUCAUUUCCUCCAAACUAAAAUACAUCAACAGCACAAUAACAAAACAAACAAAGGGUUAAAUGUCGAGUGGAAACAGAGACAGAUUUACAGUCUUACCCUGAGCGCCGGCGCCGCUCUCCCUGUGCUGCUCAGAAGCGGUGGAGUCGGUCCGACUCUCAUCUGAUUUGAGGUUUUCUGUGAAAUUCUGUUGUGUACUGUGAGUGUGUGUGUGUCUCUUCCCCUGUAUCAUUAUCCUCCUGCUGUUGUGUCUUUAGAUAUCUGUCUGCCUCGGCCACUUUGGAUGACAUUGCCCACUCUGAAGUGUGAGUUGACCCCUUUCUCUUUUGUGUUCUUGUUUUUAGAGAUAAGGUUUCUUUCCGUUGGUUUUUCUCUCUCUCUCUGUUUGUCGAUUAUUCAUGUUUGCUGUUGUGAUGGUGAGGGUGGGGCGUUACUUCUGUAUCUGUAUCUUUUGUGGCUGAUAACAGGGAGGAAACUCUUUAUCUGCUACAAGUUCAACACGAUUUUACUCAUUAUUGUUCAACGAUUCUGGAGGUUUACUCACUCGUUUGGUCUGUGUGUCGUUAAUCGACCUCGCCGUGUCACAUUUACCCCACUACUGGGAACUGGUGUGUGUGUGUGUGUGUGUGUGUGUGUGUGUGUGUGUGUGUGUGUUGCCCAGCCGAUCAUGGCGUUGGCUCCGAUCAAAACGAUGUGUGUGCAUUUUAACAGCCAGCAGGGGUGUGUUUGUUUUCUGCGCUCAUAGGGCUGGGCGAUAAACCGAAAAUUUACCGAUACUGAAAUUUACGACGAUAACCAACGUCAUUUUUCCCGUAUUAGUGUAAAAAAAAUAAAUAAAUAAAUCAAAAUUGUUUUUGGAUGUGUGUAGGUAGGCUAUGGUCUCAUGUCUCUUUAAGACGUUGUCCUACGUCAGAGACGUGACUCCAAGACAGGUGAGGAGAUGGAGGACGGUUCAAAAGUUGUAGCGGCUGAAGUAGACGAAGUUAAUGUGGGAGGGGGUGAGCAGCUUGUGGAGUAGUUAUUAUCCAUUUAUCGUUAUCAAGGUGAACUGAUCAAUAUAUCGUGAUAUUGAUUUGAGGCCAUAUCGCCCAGCCCUAGAGUCAGCUGAUUAGGAUAGGGAUGAAACAUCUAAGGGGACAUACCUGAAGGGGCGCACAUGUCUUCUGUGUUACACAUCACGUCGUCACACUUACUUGGAGAACGUCAUCCCAUCCUGACUGUUGACCUCCCUCAGAGUUAUGAAAAGCUCCGCCCCUCUUGUGUUGGUGGUUUUUAAUGUUAUGUCGGGGUAACACGGAUUUGUUAUUGAAAAUGAGUCAACGGUAUAAAAAGGUCGUUUUAGCGAGUUGAAGUGAUGAGGAGUGAGGCAUCGUUCAUUUUUUACUAUCUUUGCUGAGCGGCGAAGGAAACAUGACGACCAGGAGAGAAGCAGGAAAAUAAAAUAAGACUAAACAUGGGAAAUAAAAAACUGAGGAGUGGGACGUCUGACAUCCUCACUGUCUCUGCUGCUGUGAGAGGAAAAAACAACGUCCCGGAGGUCAUUGUGCAGUCGAUGACGAGGACACGGUCGUAUAAGUCCUCUCUGGUUGGUUGGACACCGUGCAGGAGCUGCAUUCGUCAGCAGAGCUGUCAAUCAUGGUGUUGUUCUGGUUUUAUUGGUGGUUGACUGACUUGAGCAGAUCAGCUGAUGGUCGUCUGUCUCUACAUUUAUCAGCUCCUGUUAAAGUUUAGUUUUGAUAAUGUGCCUCUAAACAUCCUCUAUAACUGUGAUUGUUUUUAUUUUCAUUGGUCGUUUUUUUUCCCAUCAUGCAGUGCUGAGAUGAACAACCAUAAAAACACAGAAUCACAGCUGUCAGUCACACUAACGGGUCCCUCCUCCUCUGUGUUUCCUCUCCUCUGUGAAAAACAUGACUUUAUUCCUCCUCUUGUUUAUGAAGCUGUUUAUUUGUUGAUAUUUUCUAAAGUUUAUUAAAAAAGCAGAUAAAGUGAUAAAAUGCUGAGGCUAACGUUUGGCUGUUGUGGCUGUAAAACUAACAGAAUGAUGGAGGUGAAUAACGGAGCACUCACUUCAGUUCUUGUGUUUUUGUUUGCAGUGAUCUAAUGUCCCUCUUUCUUCCUCCCUCACUCCCACCCGUCUAUCUCGUUUCCCCUCAUUCUCUCCUCAUCCGUUCUCUUUGUUUCUCCCUCUUCCCUACAUCAAUCCUCAUCCCCUCCUUUUUUCUCCCAAACUGUAAAUUUCUCUCUCUUUCUUUUCCAAUCUCCACUCCAACCAUCUGUCCGUCCCUCUUUUGUUGUCCUCUCUCUCCUCUCCCCCUUCUCCUCCUCCCUGCAGAUACAAGAAGACUCAGGAGACUCUUUCCCAGGCGGGACAGAAGACCACCGCAGCUAUCUCCACAGUGGGCACGGCCAUCACCAGGAGACUGGGCGACAUGAGGUACGAGGCAGCCGCGCCAAAGCGGGCGGCGCUCUGACAGGGCUGCAAAAACGAACGAGUAGAGCGGACAGAGUUAUGAUUAAGACCCCCAAACUUAAGAAAUAUUAUACUGCAGGUACAUGUGAUUCCUGAGGGACUGGGUUUAGUCCACUUUGGUCCAAUCUGGAUCUAGUUAUUGAGAAAUCUGGAUAAACCUCAAACUUUCCACCUCCUGGACGUUUCCAUGUACCAGCAGAGGAGGAAAGACGGCACAGCCCAACAGAGGAGACGUAGAGGAAGAGUUUUAUCAUCCGUUAGAGAGGGUCAGAUGUUGAACAGCAGAGCAGUAAAUGCAGCUGCGUCUCUAAAUCUGAUAAUCUCUGGUGUUAAUCGUCGGCUCGCUCUGACUCUGUCCACUUCUCCUCCUUGGUUUUUUCUUGCAGUCCUGAUUUAGUCUGACUGUGUAGAUCUCCACGUCUUUUCUUUACGUUAGCAGUAGAACUAACUCUGAACGUUUGUUCGUGUAUUAAGCAGCUUUAUCGUUCAAAAUCAGAAGGGAUGGUUCAACACAAGAUGUUUGUUGUAGAUUCUUCCGGCGUUAGAGACACGAGGAUGUUUUUCUCUGAUUCAACAGUUAUGAAGUUUAAAAUGUACAAACUCUAAACUCAGUCACAUCCUGAGCCUGUCGAUGAUGAGGACUUAAUUGACAUUAAGUAAAGAUGUCUGCUGCACAACAAGCACAAAAACAAGCUACAAUCCUUUUUCAUGUCGAUGUGGUUUAGACGAGGGGAAGUUCUCCUCCAGACAAAAACAAAAGAUCUCCUCUUCAGCUGAGGAGCAGCAGUUUUAAAAGAGUUGGACCAUCCCUGAAGUGUAGAGCGCUGUUUCUCACAAACAGACCGAGAACACGGCUGAGUUUGACGAUAAAGCGAUAAUCAAUCAAGAGUGAUAAAGACGGAGAAGAAGUCACCGCACCGGAAAAACGAAACGACUCACUGACUCCUUCACGUCUGAACGAAUCAUCUCAUCUGUCCACGUCUUGUUGACUCACACAACCGUCCGUAAUGAACUUAAUGUCUCCACCCACACUGAUGUUUGCUCCUCGUGUGUGUGUGUGUGCGUGUGUGCGUGUGUGUGUGUGUGUGUGUGUGUGUGUGUGUGUGUGUAUAAAGGUGUGAGGAAGUGAUAACGUGGCUGAUGAAUGUGCGUCUUUCAGCUCAUUAGCUUCUCAUCCUCCCGCUGAGUGUCUCCUCCGUCUCCUUCCCUGCAUGUUGCUCGUCUCUCCUCCCUCUCUCCUCAUCGCUUCGUUUCUCUCUCUCUCUCUCUCUCAGUGUCGCAGUUUUCAGUCCAGGUCGUGUUUAAAGAAACGAACGACCUUCGUUUUAAACCCGAUCAUGAAGCUGCUCACUGCAGACACUCGGGAGCGUCAGAGCUCCUCUCCUCGCUCGCUCCGUCUCCCCUGUGUGUGUUCUCUGUUGUGUUGACGGUUUUGUGUUGUUUCCUAACGAUGCUGCUGCUUCUUUACCGCUGCUUACCCUCUCUCUCUCUCUCUCUCUCUCCCUCUCUCUCUCUCUCUCUCUCUCCUCCCUGUUUUCUUAAUGGCUGCCUUGGUUUGACCUGCAGAGCUCUUCCUUUCUCUAAUUCCUUUAGGUAAGACUAACAUUCCUGUCAGAGCAGUUUAAAGACAGAAUCAUGUUUAGCUCUCUGCUUUUUUUACCCCCUUUAAUCGUUUGAUUUUAGUAUUUUGAGUUUUCAGACUCUGCGUCUGUCAUUGUUUUUUUGCACGUAGAUGCAUGCAGACUGUAACUAAAACGACAUUCCCCAACAUGUUGCUGGUUUUUAAAAUGUUGGCGUUGCUCCCUGAAGGUUAAACUUCAUUUUGAGGUCGUUUUUAGAGAAAUGAGAGUUUAAUUCUGCACAAAUCUCUGACAUGCAUCAAAUUAAAUCAGUUGAAAUAGACAAAAAUGAACUUUUACUCAUUCAUGAUCUCUUAUGAGGCGCAUAAACGUCUCAGUUAUUCAGUUUAAGGUGUUUAAGUGCAUGUUAAUAAUAAUAAGAACAUUAAUUGUAUUGUUUGUUUUUGUGUGUGCGUGCGUGUGUGACCGCUCGCUCGCUCGCCUUGUAACACUUGCACUUCUGUCUCCUCUCUUUAACGCUUUCAAAGUAGCAACUAUUCCAUUCGCCACUCGAUAAGUAUGCCCGCCAUGAGGUAAAGUAACACACCAACAAACCCGCUCUGCUUCUCUCUGACUCUCACUUUAACUCUCCUGCUCAUGUCUUCUCUCUGAUGUUUGUUCUUAUUUAUGGUCUGAUCUCUGAACGAUGUUUAAAGAAAGUUUAACUCGAUAUUUAGAGGACUUCCAACACGGAAAAGAUCUUUAAUGAAGUUUCUGGAAAAGUUUUCAAAGUAGCUGAAACUCCUUGAAGAUAUUUAGACACAGAUAACCAGAAACAACUUACAUCUAUCUUCUAUUUGUGUUUCAUGUUGAAUAUAUUGACCUGACUUUUGUUCUUUAUAGUUUUAAGAUUUGAGAAACUUUUUCCCCGUCCUAAAAAGUUGAACUUUUUAUCUUUUGCACAAAAGUUAAAUGUCUUAUAUGAAGAAAGAAGUGAUGAUCUUCUGCACACAAUCCAGUUAUUGUCUAGUUUUGAUCUUGUUUGUUCGGUACAUUGAUAUCAUUUUUCUAAAAACACGACAAUGCAUCUCAAGGGUUUCAUCCUGAGACAACAUGAUUUUAUCUUGUGUGCACAAAGAUCAAAACUUAAUCUUAGCAAGAUCAUUGUAAUGUUUCCACAAGACAGGAAGAUAACUUAUCGGCGCAAGAUGAUUUAUAAUCAAACCGUGUGCAGGAGGUUAUUUUCUUUUUAACUCAGUGUUACGGUGUGUUUGACCCUAACUUAAUUUUACGCCGGAAUAUCCCUUUAAUAGUGCAUGGUAGAAUGUAAAAUGUAUAGAUUUUGAUAUUUUCAGAAUUGCUGUGUGAAGUCGAGUUUUUCUUUCCCUGAAGUUUCUUUCCAUCAUGUCUUUUAAGUUUGAUUAAAGUUUAAUUAUUUCUGUCGGCGUCUGGACGUAGCAGCAGCUCGUUUUCUCUUGAGUCACCACGCUCUUACUGCACGAGGAAUAAACGUGAUUUUUGUGAUCGUAACUCCGGAUCUCUUCUCUGCAGGAACUCGGCAACCUUCAAGUCAUUUGAGGAUAAAGUGGGAAACCUGAAGGUGAGCAGGAUGUAAACGUGAACUCAGAGAGACUCCACGGGGAAGACAGAGGGAGAGGAGUCAGAGGAUAAUGAAUGGAAAUCAAUAACUCUCCCCUCUCUCUCUCUCUCUCUCUCUCUCUCUCUCUCUCUCUCUCUCUCUCCCAGUAUAAGGUCGUCGGGCCCAAAGGAAACGGGGAGGCCGUCAGCUCCCCCACUGACACCACCCCCACUCAGGAGAACCCGCCUUUCUGAACACAACCCUCCUCUUCCUCCUCCUCCUCCUUCGCUGCCACCUUCCUCACGACCUGAGACUGUACUGUUACCACGCCACAUUGCAGAGUCAGCCUUUGACCUUUGAUCCUCCACCUCACCCACUCGCCAUCACCCGCUCCUCCCCCCUAUAAGGUCUACAAACACCGAUAAGCGGAGUUAAAGGACUGGUGGGUUUUAGUCGGGACGAGCUGCUGGUCUCUCUGCCUCCUUCGACGUUUUUGUUGAUGUCUAAAUAAUUUACAGACCUUGCGUUGUUACGUCACCUCCUCGUUGUUUGAUCCUCACCCCUCCUCUUUCUGAAAAACUCCCUCACCGUCAUGUUCUCCUCCGUACUGUUUCAGCAGAAAGGGAUAAAACGGCAUUAUACAGGAAGACGUCUGCUUCUUUAACUUUGGGAAAAACCUCCGAACGAAUUUGCGUUUUGGAGCACUUCAGCGCCCAAACUUUGGAGCGCUAGUUAAACGUCCGUCUCUCCUCGUCUAUCCUGUACAUUAACCACCUGCUCGCGUCGUCGCCACAGUGUCCUCAAAAUCUUCCUAAUCUUGUUCUUUAUUUCGGUGGAAACAGGCGAUACCUGAGGGAGGGAGGAGGGGCGAGGAUCAGGAUCAGGAUCAGGACACCCCUCUUAGACCUACUACUGCUACAUGCAUGUGCAUAUCUCAUCUCAGUUGUACAAACCGAAAAAAAAAAGACGCAAAGACGACCUCGGUCUCGUGUAACACCCCCCGGGAUGUAAAAACAAAAAACCAUUUUGUAUUAAGAACUAUUUUACACUGCUUUGCAUAAUGUUUUUACAUAACUUUUAUCAAUAUGUAUAAAUAUAUAUGAGUAAAUCUAUCGUCACUGAUGCUGCCGGAUGGUGGUGAUCAGGUUUGGGGGGUUAGGGAAGAGCAGGAGGAAGGAUGAAAACAAACUUCGAGAAACACUAUGGGUCAGUUUCACAGGCAGCAGGAGCUUUAAGAGAACGUCUUCAAUCUAACAAACAAACAUCUCCAAAUUAGUGAAGCUGAUUCAUUUAACGAGCUGCAGUCGCUUUGUGCACAAGACGAAUCAAACCGAGAUGAGAGGGAACAUAACUGACCUGGUUCGUCUCCGGUUUGACUCCCGUUCCCUUUUUCGACGACGCUUUGCCGCGUACACUACCUGGUGAAUGUCUACGCUUCUCUGUCGGCCUUACUCACUUUAAACGUUUCACUCAUUUGUUAUGAUUUAGCUGGUGGGAAAGAAAUAGUUUUAUUUUCCCCUUAAUGUUUCUUCUUUUUUUGUUUAUUUUUUUUUAGUUGUACAGACUGGUUUAAUUGAAGGAUUAGUGUCGUGUCGUAGGAAACCAAUGAACCCCUUAAUGCACACACAAAUGCACUCCUCGUAACACAAACUAAACGAUAGCACACACACACACACACACGCGCUGCAUGAGGCCAAACUCACACUGUUUGAACAAACUCGCUGAUCGUGAUCCGAAUGUGAAAAGAUCGAAAUCUCCAAGACUCCAAGUCGUGCACUUGCCUCUCGUGCGUGAAAAGAAGGUCGUGUAACUGAAGUUUUUCGUGCUGAAAUCGCCGAUACAAGAGCAACAUUUUAGUGCGACUAAAAAUGCAGGAAGUCUCAUUUUAAUUUGCCAAACUGUCGGCCAAUCCUGAGUCUCAAUGUUGCUUCUAAAAACGCCAAAUUCUUAGCUGUAAUUUCGCCGAUAUAAAAGUUGCUCAUGUAUCUCAACUUCAGCUCAAUGCAUUAAACGCUGAAUUUGUGUAUUUUCUAAUAUUUUUGCCAAAACUCUCCAAUAAAGAGCCUUAUAGUGAAUGAAAAUCUGAGAUAAUGAAUAUAAUUUAGGGCUACGAUGAACAAACGUGACAGAAAAUACAUCAAACUGCUGCAGGUGUAUCAUAGUGAGUGUGUCUCUUGUUUUCUUCUCCUUUUUGGUAGUUUAAGAUGAAUUGUUGCAUUUUUCUUCUGCUUUCUGUCUGUCUAAGAGAAGAUUUGUUCGUAUGUGUACAAAUAAUUUGCCAUCUGUUGAGGAAGAAGCUGCCAAUAUUUAAAUAUCUGUUACAAAAAUCUCUCUUUUUGCCUCCGAGUCUCAGAGAGGAUCUGACUUUCUGCUUUGCCAAGAUGUAAACAACAAAAAUAAUGUAAAUCUUAACUCAUUUAGCUGAAAUUUAUUUGUAAAAAUCUUGUUUUUCUUGCACAAAGUGGAUCAACUCUUGAUUGUGAUGUUUAGUGAGGCCGUGUUCUCACUCUGUGCAAGUAAAACUCAACAUAAAGACUGAUUAAAUAGAUUAUUUUAGCCUGUUUAAGGCUGAGAUCAGUUUGGGGUUUAUGGACAGAUGGGAAACGAUGAUGUUCUUUUGUUUUUGGGUGCCAAUGGGAAGUGCAGCACAUGCUGAGCCUGCUCAGAGCCGGGCUGGAGGACAGUCAGUACUUUUAGCUUUAUUUAGGUCCUGGGCCGAGCUGAUGUAGAAAUCAAAAGGGAUCAGAUUUGAAAGAUCAUGGUGGAUGAAUUAAAAACACUUAUUUUGGUUUUGUUGUAUAUGUUUGGAUAUCAAUAAAGCAUUCCUUUAAAUGAGA